AGGCAAAGCAAUAGCGAGCUCAUUCAAAAGGUCUACAAGUAUAUACCGUAUCUAAGAAGAUGUCCUCAGCACAAACCCCAGCACCUGGCACUGCAGCAGCAACAUUCGACAAGUCCAGCAAUGCAUACGAGCGAAUGACCGGCGGAUGUACCAGAGAAGUCGCGCAGUUCCUACUCACCCUUGAACCAAAGCUCGAUGCAUCAUCUAUAAUCCUCGACAACGCCUGUGGAACGGGUAUAAUGACAUCUGAGAUCCUGGAUCUGUUUCCCAACGCAAAGCCCAGGGUAUAUGCCGCAGACCUCGCGCCAUCCAUGAUUGCCAAUUUCAGUGCCCUGGCUCGGGCGAAAGGUUGGUUAAACGAGGGCGACAACGACUUGACAAUCUGUGUUAUGGAUGCGGAAGAUUUGACGUACCCUGAUAACACCUUUACACAUUCGUAUACGAAUUUAGGGUUUCCGUUCUUUCCACAGGCUGAGAAGGCCGCGGCUCAUGUGUAUCGCACAUUGAAGGUCGGAGGGACUGCGUUUAUCUCGACUUGGUCGAAGCUUGGAUAUCUCAGGCCAGUCCAGGAAGCUCAGCUGAGGGUUCGCCCAGACUCGAAGCCGUGGGAAAUACCCAUGCCAGAGGAGUGGCUCACGAGGGAGAAGCUGAUUGAGGUGCUGGAGAGGGGAGGGUUUCACAGCGAGAAUAUCCAGAUUCAGGAACGGACUGUCGGGUACAAGGGAAAGGAUUUGGAUGAUUUGAUCGAUAUCAUGAAGGCGUCCUUUGAGGGACAUGUUACGAAUGGAUGGACCGAUGACGACAAGGAGAAAUGGGUUAGAGAGCUGCGCAAUAGUCUGAGCGAAGAUGAGAGGGAAACGGCAAGGAUAGAGAUGCUUGCAUGGGUGGCUGUUGCGCAGAAAUAGGUUGGUGUGCCUGCUCUAUACCUAGACAGGACCACAAGCUUGUGACGAUGAGAAAGUGCCCGGUUUGAUUAUGUCUGUUAUUCAUGUGUUGGUGCAAGGUUACAAGUAUGCGGUUGCCUACAUGGCGUUGUUAUCCACCACCAUGUUGUGAUAGAAAUGCAGAAGGACUUGUGUAAUUGUCAUACAUUUAGUUUAUAACCGUCAUAAGCACCU
This is a messenger RNA of Aspergillus versicolor CBS 583.65, 1118 nucleotides long. RefSeq names its product class I SAM-dependent methyltransferase. Gene Ontology annotation, molecular function: S-adenosylmethionine-dependent methyltransferase activity. The coding region runs from base 60 to 905 and encodes 281 amino acids. The transcript has a single exon. NCBI's taxonomy places the organism in Eukaryota, Fungi, Ascomycota, Eurotiomycetes, Eurotiales, Aspergillaceae. The record is from RefSeq and is a predicted model, not a curated record.